Acomys russatus (golden spiny mouse) is the source of this 1769-nucleotide messenger RNA. RefSeq names its product acyl-CoA binding domain containing 5 (gene Acbd5). The record is from RefSeq and is a predicted model, not a curated record. Gene Ontology annotation, molecular function: fatty-acyl-CoA binding. The transcript has 13 exons. The coding region runs from base 194 to 1750 and encodes 518 amino acids. Gene Ontology annotation, biological process: autophagy of peroxisome; fatty acid metabolic process. Gene Ontology annotation, cellular component: peroxisome. Lineage: Eukaryota; Metazoa; Chordata; Mammalia; Rodentia; Muridae.
CGGCGGCAGCAGCGGUAGCUGCGGCUAGUGGGUCCCUCCGGUGACUCCGGGGCGGGGCUGCGGGGAGGGUGCCCACCGACAGACAGUACGACUUCUCCGGAAUGGGGGGUGUGGCUGGUCCUCCAGCAUCUUCCGGGUGGGAGAAAGGGUCCGCUACUACUAGCGGCACAACCUCCAAGGCCUGCUGCUAGAGAUGCUCUUCCUCUCGUUUCAUGCAGGCUCUUGGGAAAGCUGGUGCUGCUGCUGCUGCUGCUGCCUGAUUCCCGCGGACAGUCCUUGGGACCGGGGCCGGCGCUGGCAGCUGGAGAUGGCGGACACAAGAUCGGUGUAUGAAACCAGGUUUGAGGCGGCCGUGAAGGUGAUCCAGAGUUUGCCGAAAAAUGGCUCAUUCCAGCCGACAAAUGAAAUGAUGCUCAAGUUCUACAGCUUCUACAAGCAGGCGACUGAAGGGCCCUGUACACUUUCAAGGCCUGGAUUCUGGGAUCCUAUUGGACGAUAUAAGUGGGAUGCUUGGAGCUCAUUGGGUGACAUGACUAAAGAAGAAGCCAUGAUCGCAUAUGUUGAAGAAAUGAAAAAGAUUAUUGAAACUAUGCCAAUGACUGAGAAAGUUGAAGAAUUGCUGCAUGUUAUAGGCCCAUUUUAUGAAAUUGUAGAAGACAAAAAGAGUGGCAAGAGUUCUGACUUGACCUCAGUCCGAUUGGAGAAACUCUCUAAACACUUAGAAGAUCUUGGUAAUGUUCUGACCUCUUCAAACGUCAAAGCUGUUAAUGGUAAAGCUGAGAGCAGUGACAGUGGAGCUGAGUCUGAGGAAGAUGAGGCCCGAGGAAAAUUCAAAGGAGUAGAGCAGAGUAGUAGCAAUGAUAAGAAAAUGACGAAGAAAUCAACAGAUGAGAAUUUGGAGACCAUUGUUACCAAUGGCUAUAAGGAUAGCUUUGCUCAGGACACACACAGUGACGUUCCUACUGACUCUUCCCAAAGUGCAGGAAGCUCCGAAGAGGCAAAGCCUGCAGACCAGAGCUUGCAGCAGGCUGGAAACACUGCUGUCUCUGUUCACCAAGAUACAAAUGAAGAUCACAGUGAAGAUGCUUCAGGAAUUCAUCAUGUGACAAGCGACUCAGAUAGUGAAGUGUACUGUGAUUCUAUGGAGCAGUUUGGACAGGAAGAGUGUUACUCAGGUGGUGACCCCAGUCAGCAUUUGGACAAUCCUGGGUUUUGCAAAGAUGUUCACAUAUCUCCUGGAAAUGGCAGCAUUGGGAAAACACAGCUGGGAGCAGUUGAGGGAAAAGGUGAAGUAAAGCAUGGAGGAGAAGAUGGCCGGAGUCACAGCGGAGCGCCACACCGUGAGAAGAGAGGCGGGGAGAGUGAGGACUUCUCUAACGCCAGAAGAGGGAGAGGGCAUAGAAUGCCGCAUAUGAGUGAAGGAACGAAGGGUCAGCAAGUAGGCAGCGGAGGUGAUGGAGAACGCUGGGGCUCAGACCGCGGAUCCAGAGGCAGCCUGAAUGAGCAGAUUGCUCUUGUGCUCAUUAGAUUGCAAGAGGACAUGCAGAGUGUCCUUCAGAGACUUCAUAAGCUGGAGACACUAACUGCUUCCCAGGCGAAAUUAUCAUUGCAGACAAGUAAUCAGCCCUCCUCACAGAGACCAUCUUGGUGGCCCUUUGAGAUGUCUCCUGGUGCAUUAACUUUUGCUAUUAUAUGGCCUUUCAUUGCCCAGUGGUUGGUGCAUUUAUAUUAUCAAAGAAGGAGAAGGUAAUACUCUAGUUUUGUAAUUG